AUGAGACACUUGGUUGCGCAUGCAGCUACCCUCCUUGCCGUUGCUACUGCCAGCCUUGGCAGAGCUUUGAACGGUGGAUUGUCGCAUGGAUCUCUAGCGAAUCCGCCGACUGCUGAAUACGCCGCAGAAACACGACUCGCGGAUGUCCUAGAGACGCAAACGUCUUGUCAAUACCGUCAGGCUGCAACCUUCCCGAAUGCGGCUACGUCAGAACAAGGUGCCGGCGGUGAGAAAGCUUCUGCCCAUUUUGACCUUGUCGUCAUUGGAGGUGGAAGCGGAGGCGUGGCGUGUGCCCGUCGCGCUGCAAGCUACGGCGCCUCUGUGGCGCUUGUGGAGAAGGCCAAUGUUGGAGGGACGUGCGUGAACUUGGGGUGCAUGCCUAAAAAGGUCAUGUGGCUCGCCUCUAACCUUGGCGCUUCCUUCGAGGCGAUGCCUUACUAUGGCUUUUCAGUUCCUAACAGCGAAGAGGAUGCACGAAGCAGUGCAGCGCAGGCACAAGGGAGUUCAGAAAGGUUCCCCGCAAGCGACCGCGUUGCAUUCUCCUGGGAGAAACUCCGAGAAAAUCGGGAUGCUUAUGUGUCGCGAUUGCGGUGCACCUUUGAGAGAUUGCUAAAAGAGGCGAAGGUCACAGUUUUCCGCGGAGUUGGCCGACUCGAUGCCUCCGAGCGAACGGGAGAAUACGGACUUCGUAGCGCCGAAGGCUGCCGCCCGCGUCAUGCAGUUCUGAUUCAAACUUCCGAUGGGCGCGUUCAGCGGGUUACUGCCUCCCACGUCCUCCUCGCAACAGGCACCCGACGUCAAGUCCUCGAUAUUCCCGGAGCAGAAUUCGCGAUCAGCAGCGACGGAUUUUUCCAGCUCAGACACCGCCCGCGACGUGUGGCGCUUAUCGGCGCCGGUUACGUGAGCGCGGAACUGGCUGGCAUCCUUCGGCAGCUGGGCACCAACGUCUCGGUUUUCAUGCGUGGUCAAAGACUCCUGAAGCGAUUCGACAAGGAAGCAGUGGGGAGGCUCGAGGCGAUACAGAGCGAGUCCGGAACACAGCUGCACAAGGGUGUCGAAGUUGUCGAGAUUUCAAUCUCCAAAGCAGACGGGACCAAGAUCUUGCCCACUUAUACCUUCCGCGACGAAACAGACAAGACGAACUAUCUCGACGAUGCACUUCUCAGCGUGCAUCUCGGCAACGGCGACGCCCACCACGGAUUCGAUCAGGUUAUCAUGGCUGUCAAUCCGGCGCCGGAUGUUGAAGAUCUCGGCCUUGAGGAAGCAGGCGUCCAUAUUGAUUUCCACUCUGGCGGAUUCAUCGAUGUAGACGCUUUUCAGAAUACGAACGUGCCCGGCAUCUACGCCGUUGGAGAUGUCGUCGGGAAGGCCAUGCUGGCUCCGGCCGCUGUGGCAGCUGGCCGUCUUCUUGCAGACCGUCUUUUCGGUAAAAGGAGCGUCGCUCUAGAUCUCUCAGUCGUUCCCACUGUCGUUUUCUCUCAUCCACCCCUCGCUGCUGUUGGGCUGACAGAGGAAGAUGCUAAAUCCCUCUACGGAGAGGAAAACAUCAACGUCUACACCUCCACGUUCGUAGACUCCUUCUACGCUGCGUGGAGUAUUCCACAGUCAACGAAACCGAAAUCCUUCAUCAAGAUGGUCUGUCUGAAGAAGGCGAACGACAAAGUUCUGGGUCUACACAUUCUUGGGCGCAAUGCAGACGAGAUGCUCCAGGGAUUCGCAGUUGCAAUCAAAUUGGGAGCAACGAAGGCAGAUUUCAGCGGCGUCUUGGCCAUCCAUCCAACUGCAGCGGAAGAAGUUGUCACGUUGCCCGACCUGAAGACAGCAACUCGAACGGCGAGAACGGUUGCGGAAAAUAACUUUGGCAACUGUACUCCGGUCGCAGAAUCCCCCUUGCAGCGACCAGCGUAA
Neospora caninum is the source of this 1908-nucleotide messenger RNA. Its product is annotated as putative glutathione reductase. Gene Ontology annotation, biological process: glutathione metabolic process; cell redox homeostasis; cellular response to oxidative stress. Bases 1 to 1908 code for a protein of 635 amino acids. Gene Ontology annotation, molecular function: flavin adenine dinucleotide binding; glutathione-disulfide reductase (NADPH) activity. The record is from RefSeq and is a predicted model, not a curated record. Lineage: Eukaryota; Apicomplexa; Conoidasida; Eucoccidiorida; Sarcocystidae. The transcript has 8 exons. Gene Ontology annotation, cellular component: mitochondrion; cytosol.